Messenger RNA from Haliotis rubra (blacklip abalone), 3494 nucleotides. Its product is annotated as carbonyl reductase [NADPH] 1-like. The coding region runs from base 82 to 888 and encodes 268 amino acids. The transcript is spliced from 8 exons. The record is from RefSeq and is a predicted model, not a curated record. Lineage: Eukaryota; Metazoa; Mollusca; Gastropoda; Lepetellida; Haliotidae. Gene Ontology annotation, molecular function: carbonyl reductase (NADPH) activity.
CCACAAUCCAACUUUUCAACUCUGAAUUUUGACCCUCGACGGCGUGGUGUUAUUUGGUUCAGUGUCAAGAAAGUAGAGGUCAUGGCCAGUAUCAGGAAGGUUGCAGUGGUGACAGGGUCCAACAAGGGCAUUGGGUUUGCUGUUGUGAGAGGGCUGUGUAAAAGCUUUGAUGGUGAUGUCUUCCUGACAGCUCGGGAUGAAGGUCGUGGCCAGGCCGCCAUUGCUGACCUAAACAAGGAAGGCCUCCAGCCCAAGUUCCAUCAGCUGGACAUCAAUGACCGGUCAAGCAUAGAGCGGCUGAAGUCCUUCCUACUGUCCACCUACGGGGGAUUAGAUGUUCUGGUCAACAAUGCUGGAAUUGCAUACAGGAAUGCUGACCCAGCACCGUUUGCUGAGCAAGCUGAAUUUACCUGUAAAACCAACUUCUGGACAAGCACCUGGUCUGUGUUUGGCAGGGUUGUUUCUGUGUCCAGCGUGCUAGCUCACACAGCUAUCGAUCAGUGUUCCCCUGCCGUUCAAGGUCGCUUCAAGGACCCUACCCUCACAAUGGAAGGACUGGAGAAGAUCAUGCAAGAGUUUGUAGAUGCUGCGAAGGCAGGUAGACAUCUUGAAGAGGGGUUUCCAAAGUCAGCGUAUGGUACCUCCAAGAUCGGGAAGAACUUCAUGACUGUCAUUCAGGAUAGAGACAUCAGGAAGGACCCGAGAGAGGACAUUGUCAUCAACUCAUGCUGUCCUGGCCAUGUGCAAACAGAUAUGUCGAGUCAUACAGGCCCAAGGAAUAUUGAUGAAGGUGCUGACACCAUGGUGUAUCUGGCACUCUUGCCCCCAAACACCACAUCCCCUAAAGGCAACUUCGUUGCAGACAGAUCCAUUCUGCAGUGGGGAUAAUUAAAGAAUUUUACAUGGAGAACAUGUGCAGGUCUCAGUCAGUGAACCGUUGGAAAGUCUUGUAGAUUUGUCUUAAUUCUUAUAAUCCUCUAAUUUUGCGUAAAUUAUUCACAUUUGAGGAGUAGUUGGUUGUAUUAUUAGUUUACUUAUGCAGUAAGUUCCUUAUUGUCUUAGUUAUGCUCAUAUAUCCAGUGUAGCUGUUCUUGAUCGUGUUUUGAAACCACCUCUGGAUCAAUGGGCUGCCAACAAGCCUCCAGUGAGGAAGUGUCGUCUCCACCUCUUUUUGAUUAUUGUGAUUGACUGACUGAUUGAUUGUUGUUAAGCGCUGUGAUAUUCCAGCUAUAUGGCGACUGUCUGUAAAUAAUCGAGUCUGGACCUGACAAUCCAGUGGUCAACAGCAUGAGUAUCGUACUACACAAUUGGGAUACGAUGACAUGUGUCAACCAAGUCAGCAAGCCUGACCACCCAAUCCUGUUAGUCGCCUCUUAUGACAAGCAUAGGUUACUGAAGAUCAAUUCUAACCCUGAUCUUCACAGGUCAUGACUCUUUGGAACUAUACUGUGAUGGAAGGUGUCUCUUGGAUAGUACUUUAACAGAAUGGAGUUAUAAUGUAAUCAGUGAUGUGUCUUAACCUCCAUUACAAACAUUGCAAAUCUGAUACAUCUGAAGUCUCCUCUCCCCAACCCGAUUCUUUAGGAGACAAACUAAAGUGCAUAAUUUCAUCAGUGUAUGAUUAAUUCUUUGUUAUAUUUUUCUUGGAAUGGAUAAUAUUGAAAUAAGUUCCAUGUGUCUUACAAUUAUUUCUGGAGAGAUAUUGAAAACUAGUAGGCAUACAUUUACAAACUUAGUACACACAUCCAUCAAAAACUGUAGUCAUGCCUUUUGCUGUUAUAAUGGUUUCUGACCUUUCGUUUCCAGGAAUAAUUGGCAGCAUUUCCAAGGCAACAUGUUUGACUUGAUUUCGAAUAAGGGCAAGGCUCUUAAUCGUUUAACAUGUCUGUGAACCUGUAUCCACAUCCGGAAAGUGCUUUAUUAUUUUGUUUUGAUUUUACAUGUAAAAACAUGGUAAUUACAAGUUGGAGAAUGAGGAUUUCAUUUUGUUGACUAUAACUAAUAAACCGUUCAAAGUUGCUUGAUGACAUGUUGUAUCACUGUGAUGUUUCCUGGUUAGAAUUAGACCCAACAAGCUAUUCUGGUUUUGACUGAUGACUGAUGGGUCAGACUUGGUGCACCACAAUAAAACAUAAUACAUCUUCUCAGGACUCGGUUAAAUUUUGUUGAUUUUUUAUGUUUUAUUGUUAUAAUAUUUAUAAUAUUAAAGAUAUGAUACUGUUAGUAAUGUUCUUUUCAAUGACAAGCCUGUCUGAUAAAAGUUUUUAUCUGUAAUUCACAUUGCUUGAAAGCAUAGAAAGUAUUUAGAAUUGCUCAAGGGGUAUUAUUAUCGUGUGUUGACAGGUGUGUUGAUGUGUGUGUUGACCUGGACAAAAUAAUAUGUCAGGAAUGGCAAAGAUGAUGCACAAAUACCUGUACUUUUGGAAUGAACUUUUGAUGCUUGGUGUGGUUUUGACUUGUAGUGUAGAACCAGAUGUUGAGAUGAAAGGCUGUUCACAUACUGGACUGUUGGUCCUUGGCUAUCCAUAUACUGUUGGUCCUUGGCUAUUCAUGUACUGUUUGUCCUUGGCUAUCCAUGUACUGUUGGUCCUUGGCUAUCCUUGUACUGUUGGUCCUUGGCUAUCCAUGUACUGUUGGUCCUGGGCUAUCCUUGUACUGUUGGUCCUUGGCUAUCCUUGUACUGUUGGUCCUUGGCUAUCCAUGUACUGUUGGUCCUUGGCUAUCCAUGUACUGUUGGUCCUUUGGCUAUCCUUGUACUGUUGGUCCUUGGCUAUCCAUGGACUGUUGGUCCUUGGCUAUCCAUGGACUGUUGGUCCUGGCUAUCCAUGGACUGUUGGUCCUGGCUAUCCAUGUACUGUUGGUCCUUGGCUAUCCAUGUACUGUUGGUCCUUGGCUAUCCAUGUACUAUUGGUUUAUUUGCAUUUUAUUGACAGUAUUGCCUGAAAGUAUUAGCUCUUGUAUUCAGUGCCCAGUACCUCAGUGUUUCAUUUUUAGUCAGGUUUCAGCCAGGACUCCUACCUCCACAUAUUUUGCUGCUGAGUUGGUCUUACCAACCAUAUGUAACAGAUGGAAAUGUUUGACAUCAAGGAAACUUUACCUCCCUCGACAGCAUAACAGGCUCAGAUUUGAAGCUUGUGUCAUACAAAAUAUUUCUAUUUUUGCUGCAGCACAAUGACUGCAUACAUUUUGCAGAUUAAGAGUCAAUGUUGAGAUGUAAUUCCUUGUUUCAUGUUUGUCAGUUUGUCAUCAAUACAGAAAGCACUCAUCAACCCAGACUGGAGGUCUGUUGGUGUUGGUUUGCAUUCCAAACCGUUAGAGCCAGUUGAAGAAAGGAGCUGCGUUAUACUUCUAAAUACUCGGGAUACUCUGUCAAACAGUGGGGCUCAUCGUGCCAAAAUAUAGAUUCUAAAUGGUGCUACAUUCUAUACCUCACUCUUGAAUGUAUUAUGUAAGUGAUAUGUUCCACAAUAAAUGUAAUAAAUUGAAUAAUAUCA